Messenger RNA from Linum trigynum, 4442 nucleotides. NCBI's taxonomy places the organism in Eukaryota, Viridiplantae, Streptophyta, Magnoliopsida, Malpighiales, Linaceae. The record is from the annotation of a GenBank genome assembly.
GACUCCAAAUUCAAAAAAUAGAAAUAAUAAAAUCUAAAAUACCAAAAAGUAGCAAAUGAAUAACCACACAAUGUAUUUGGAUUACUUAAAUUUCAAAUACAAGCAUUAGAAAUACACAUUUCCUAACACACCCUUACUAAUAUGAAAUUUCACAAUUGGGUGCGUGUAGUGGAGACCAAUGUUCUAUCGGUCUAGUGAGUGAUUCACAUUUUACUGGUUAACCGAUAUCAAACCGUUAAUAAACUGGUACCUUAUAACAAGAGAAAUAUAAGUAGCACAUACAAGAAUAACAUAUUUAUUAUAAUAAUUCAAUCCAUUAGACUACUUAGAGAUGUGAUAAGAAGCCUCGUCCCUCUAGGGAUGAUAAUUGAGCCCGUACUCAGGGUAAACAAUCAAACCCAAUCAAAGUAGGUAAAACCUAGUUUUGAUGAAUUUUUGGUCUGGUGAGAGUUUUACCCACUUUUGAAAUUAGUGGGUUGGGUUGGGUGUGGGUGCUCAUCUAGUUGUCGAGACAGACUGAAAAACUCGUUAUAUGUUUGUUGCGCCAUUUUCACGACCACGGAUAUGAAAUUUAUUUUAAUUCAAUAGUCCAAUAUUGGACUCUAAAUACGUAAUACAAUAAAUACUUGACUAAUUGAAUCCUAUAUUAAAUAUGCAAUAAGCCGAACAAUAAAACAACCAACUCUUAAUUUAUCAAUUUCGGUAGUACUAGUUUAGGGUAUUGGGUGCGAAUACACUUUCUCACACGUAACCAUACCCUCAAUCUAAAAUCCUUAUAAUUCGCAGACUAGGUCCCUGUUUGGACCUUAAGGUCGAGAGUGGUACAACUAGAGUCGAAUGCUCUAUUAGUAAGAUCAAUGGUGACUAAGACCACGAUGCGGUCGGCCCCGAUUCCGAGGGACGGUUGCGACACUUAUUAAUGAUAACUAUCUCAUUGUCUUUUGUAGUAUUUCAUAUUUUCGACGACUUGAUGACUUGUCAAUAAUAGUAUCUUUUCUGACAACGUAUUACCGACGACAUAGUAAUUGCGUCAACAAUGUUAAUUUUUUUUACAAUUUUUUUCACCGUCAAUAAUUACGAUUUGUUUCGGGGGGGGGGGGGGGGGGGGGGAAUGAAUUUUCAUCAGUAAUAUUGAGUAUUACCGACCCAAAAAAAUAUAGGUGUCGAAAAUAAUGAUGGUUUGGAAUUGCAUCAUAAAUGGACAUAACUAAUGAAAAAUAUUACAAUUACUGACGAGAUUUUUAUGUGGUCACCAAAAAGGUGGAUAUAACUGACGACAUAGCUUUUUGGUCAGAAAAAUGUCUUUUUCCGACGAAAAUUUACUACUGUAAGAAAGUUAUCGUCAGAACUGUAUGUCUUUUUGUAGUGUACUAAUUACAUAAAAUUGAAAACAAUUCUUCCUAGAGUCCUCCUUUAGUUGCCUACUCUCUAGUUGGUUGCUCUUCAACUGGUUGCUCCAUCAGUCCUUCUCUACGACUAGGUGAGUGGAUUGGGGUCAAGUCUACGCCGUUACUAAAAGUCUACGAGCAUUUGAGGGGUUUUCCUUAAGGUUCUCCUUAAAAACAGUGGAAGUUGUUAUCACAACCAAUCUUAAACCCUCAAAAUGUUGGAGUUGUUGUUACUCGCCACCCUAAAAAACUUAAACCUUUGACCGAAUCAGGGAUCCCCUCACUAACUAGUCAGCCACUUAAAUCAUACGUAUGAGGGUCGAUUUAGGCCUAUCCUUUCCUUAUCCUUUUAUGCGAGUAUUAUUGAUUCAUCCUCAUACACCUGAAGAGCAUAUCAUGCUCUUCCUUUAACUUUCACAUCUUUAUGGGAGUCUUAUUGAUUCAUCCCAGAAGCCUUAAGAGCAUAUCGUGCUCUUCCUUUAAACUUUCACUAGGGUGGGAGAUUGGCGUUAGUGACCUAACUCUUGACAUUUUUACCUUAAAUCCUAUAGUAGUAAAAUACUACUAAUAGAAGACAUAAACAUAACAGCUUCAAGUAAAUAUUGAAAGCUCUAGCAAUUGUCUCGGAUAAUAACUAAAAUAAAGAGCAGGCAUCCUCAAACACAUACAUAAACUCAAGUACUGGCAUUACAUUAUACAUAAAAGCACAUGAUAAAAAACUCAUCAUACGUAGAAUUUACCCCCUUUUACCACGCACCUUACAUUCAAACUGAUUGACUUGAAUUAUCCCCCAAGUUAGUAGAUCCGAUGCUUCAGCUUGUCAUAAACCAACUGUUCCCAUUAACUCGAGUUGUUGGGAGAAGAUUAUGCUGGAUCUUAUACCACUCUCUAACACGUGCCCCCAAACAAAAGCCAACCCAUGGGCUUGAAGUUUGCACAGGUGAUCACCAUACCUUGUGCUUUAAUCAACUGUUAAUAUUGGAAGUCGUGGAGAUUCAAACACACUGUCACUUGGUCAAACCAACUCUAAUACCAUGUCAUAAACCAAAUUCUCUCUAACACAACUCCUUGCUUGAAGUGCAACAAAGCUAUCCAUAGUACCAUGCCACCAUGUCAAUUUAAACUUAAUUAGUUUCUGCAAAUUUACUUACAUCCCUUCUCGUUUGUAAUUACCAUUAUUGUUCAUCCACCCAUGCAUUUACAUGAGCCUUCACCUGUUGUGGUUACUUUUGUUACUUGGUCAAUAAGUAACAUAGUCUUUGGCCUACUUGUCUUUGGCCUUUUGUUUCUUGUCCCAGAAGGAGAAGGACACUCGAUCGUCCUUAGGUUUUAACCUAAGUUUUUUUCUCUAUACAUAGCUUAGUUGCGGAGAUUGUCGUAAGCAAGCCGUCACAAUGUAGUCCUCUAAUAAAACGUCAGUCAUGAGCUCUUUCGAACUCGCCAUGGAUUAGUCUCGAUCAAUCAAUCGAUCAAGGAUACCACGUAAAAUCUCGUGUCUCUUGUGUUCUUUCUUUACCGCGUUAUCAAAUUCUUCAUUGUAUCAGAGUGAAACUCGAUCCCUUGUCUAGCAUUUUGAGCUUUCGCACGUCUUCCUCUUCGUGGCAGCUUACUAAGUCUCACCAGCGUGGUUCUCAAUUUUUGCCGCAUAAAGUCCUAUUCACAUCAGCCAUAUGGUUAUGCUAUUAUGGUCGUCCGAGUCAUCUUCUCUAUUUCAAAGGUGACUACUUCAACAACACGUCAAGCUUUGAAGAAUACGUUGCCAGAAAGGGGAGCGGUCCAUGACCAUGAUAGAAACAUACGGUUUCUAUUUUUACUACUAUUAUUAUUAGGUUUAUUAUUAUUAAGAUUAGUAGUCUUUGAGUCAUAAUAUGAUAGUCUAUAUAGGUUUUUCUAGUCUUUUGUUAUAAAUAUGUACUUUGGGUUUACGUCAUGGUCAGUCAAGAAGAAUAUUAAUAAAACUCUCCUAAACCCUAAUCUCUUCCUAUCCUCCCAAUUCUCGAUCUCAAUCCUUUAAAGGCUUCAGCCGAUUCUCUAUCUUUCUCUUCUCAAAUCCCUAAUUCUGUUCUGAAUUGCUAAUUCCCAAUCUCACGACCAUACCCGAUAGAACCCUAAUAUAAGGUUUUAUCAUUUGGUAUCAUAGCCAACAUGAGCUCAUCGAGGCUCUCUGAUCUGGAGUGGACUUGUGUGAAAUAUCAGCUCGACACGAUCCUCGCCGAGCAAGACCAGGAGGCACUCGAACAUGCGACACGGCGACGAGCCGUCGCGACACCGAGCACUAAUCAUGUGGAGGUUCCGGCGACGGCGAUGAAGAAGAUGAUGGUGGACGGAGGAACGAGAAAGACGCUAGCAGCGGCUUCUGGGACGAGGGAGUCGAGACCUGAGCUGAGAAUGGAUGAAGCACCGGAGUUGCAGCUCUUCGCUUCAACGUGCGAUCGACUAGAAGCCCUCAUACAACAAGCGCGUGAUCGCCAAACUCAAGAGGAACGAAGGUGGAAGGAGAAUAUGGAGGAGUUCAUGCGACCCCUAGAUUCGUCGCGGCGAACCAAGUCACCCACCACCAUCGUGGUGACUUCACCACCACCAUCACGGACGGAGGAGAUUGCGGAGGCCGACGGAGAAGCGUUGGUGGAGAGCAACGGGGUCGAGGGCGCUGCUGAUCUGAUGCAGUCACAAGUGCAGGAAAAGUAGGAGACGGAAAAUAAGGUGACGAUAGAGGCGUUGCCGAAGAAGGAAACCGCGCCAGAGAUGGUGAAGACGACCGGUGUGAUGGGUUCUAGCGAGCGAUUGAAGAGGACCCCAACAAAGGCUUUCGUGGUGGCGACGAAGGCCAAAAUGGUAGAUGGAACUCCCUGCUAGGGGAGGAGUAGUUCACCGCCAAGGGAUAGAUCGCCGGGGAAGAAGGUGAAGAUGGGCAUCGCGUCUUCGAGAUUAGGGGUGGGCAUGCAGUUCUGUAAACCCGAACCGAACUGACCCGAACCUGAAUUCAACCAAACCGAAACCGAACUAUUGUCAUUCAGUUCGGAAUUCGGACAUGAAUAAUGGGUAUUUCGGAAC